Euleptes europaea (tarantolino) is the source of this 2518-nucleotide messenger RNA. It is a transcript of the gene SEMA3F, whose product is annotated as semaphorin 3F. Gene Ontology annotation, molecular function: chemorepellent activity; semaphorin receptor binding. NCBI's taxonomy places the organism in Eukaryota, Metazoa, Chordata, Lepidosauria, Squamata, Sphaerodactylidae. The record is from RefSeq and is a predicted model, not a curated record. The coding region runs from base 45 to 2423 and encodes 792 amino acids. The transcript is spliced from 18 exons. Gene Ontology annotation, biological process: semaphorin-plexin signaling pathway; axon guidance; positive regulation of cell migration.
CCUAAGAAUUUUGCCUGGACUUUGGGUUCACAGCUCUCCUGAUCAUGCCCCUGUUUGGCUUUUUACUCUGGACCACCCUGCUAAUCAUGGGCUGGCGGCCAUCCUACUCCAAGGAUUACCUAUUUGCUGCGCCAAGGGUGCAGCUCUCUUUCAAAGAGCUCAAGGCCACUGGCACCGCCCACUUCUUCAAUUUCCUGCUCAACUCAACGGACUAUCGUAUCCUGCUGAAGGACGAAGAUCAUGACCGCAUGUAUGUGGGGAGCAAGGACUACAUCCUGUCUCUGGACCUUCACGACAUCAAUCGGGAGCCCCUGAUCAUCCACUGGCCUGCAUCCCAGCAAAGAAUAGAGGAGUGUAUCCUAUCAGGGAAGAACAGCAAUGGCGAGUGCGGCAACUUCAUCCGCCUUAUCCAGCCCUGGAAUCGAACUCAUCUAUAUGUGUGUGGCACUGGGGCAUACAAUCCCGUUUGCACCUUUGUCAAUCGGGGCCGUAAAGCACAGGCUUUUGAGCUGAACCAGUCCAUCCAGCAGGGAGGACGGGGAAGUAGAGCAGUUGACUCCUCCCUCCACCCGUCUCCAGUGGAACGCAAGGAUUACAUAUUCUACAUGGAGCCACAGACACUGGAGUCAGGAAAAGGGAAAUGCUCUUAUGACCCGAAGGUAGACACCGUGUCAGCAUUAAUCAAUGAAGAACUCUAUGCAGGCGUCUACAUUGACUUCAUGGGCACUGAUGCUGCCAUCUUCCGUACCAUGGGCAAGCAGACCGCCAUGAGAACUGACCAGUACAACUCGCGCUGGCUAAAUGACCCUGCAUUUGUCCACGCACAGCUCAUCCCAGACAGUGCUGAGCGGAAUGAUGACAAGCUCUACUUCUUCUUCCGAGAGAAAUCCACCGACGCCCCACAGAGCCCUGUUGUCUACUCCCGCAUCGGUCGCAUUUGCCUGAAUGACGAUGGAGGCCACUGCUGCUUGGUUAACAAGUGGAGUACAUUCCUGAAGGCGCGACUUAUUUGUUCUGUGCCAGGGCCUGAUGGGAUUGAAACACAUUUUGACGAACUCCAGGACGUCUUCAUCCAGCAGACCCAGGAUGUGAAGAACCCCAUCAUUUAUGCUGUUUUUGCUGCUUCUGGGUCUGUAUUUAAGGGCUCUGCAGUGUGUGUCUACUCCAUGGCAGACAUCCGUAUGGUCUUCAAUGGGCCUUUUGCACACAAGGAAGGCCCCAACUACCAGUGGAUGCCUUACACAGGCAAAAUGCCCUACCCUCGACCUGGCACUUGCCCAGGAGGGACAUUCACUCCAUCGAUGAAAUCAACCAAGGAUUACCCUGAUGAGGUUAUCAAUUUCAUGCGCACUCACCCCAUGAUGUACAAUGGUGUGUACCCCAUACACCGCCAGCCACUUGUGGUGAGGACCAACGUCCACUACAAGUUCACAACCAUUGCCGUGGACCAGGUGGAUGCAGCUGACGGGCGCUAUGAGGUGCUUUUCCUGGGCACAGAUCAAGGCACAGUACAAAAGGUUAUAGUUCUGCCUAAAGAUGACAUGGAAACUGAGGAACUGAUGCUGGAAGAGGUGGAAGUGUUCAAGGUUCCAGUCCACAUCAAGACCAUGACUAUCUCUUCCAAAAGGCAACAGCUCUAUGUGUCUUCAGCCAUUGGGGUGACACACUUGGCUCUUCAUCGCUGCGAUGUGUAUGGGGAAGCCUGCGCUGACUGCUGCCUGGCCAGGGACCCCUACUGUGCCUGGGAUGGCAAGUCCUGCUCCAGAUACUCUGCUUCCUCCAAGAGGCGGAGCAGACGUCAAGAUGUCCGACAUGGCAACCCCAUCCGUCAGUGCAGGGGCUACAAUUCUAAUGCCAGCAAGAACACAGUAGAGGCCGUCCAGUAUGGGGUAGAGGGAAGCACAGCCUUUCUGGAGUGCCAGCCUCGCUCUCCUCAGGCCUCCAUCAAAUGGCUGCUCCAGAAGGACAACAGUGACCGGAGGAAAGAGCUGCGCACGGAAGGGCGGGUGCUAAGGACAGAGCAGGGGCUGCUGCUGCGAUCCUUGCAGCUCUCCGACGGAGGCCUGUAUUCCUGCACAGCCACAGAGAACAACUUCAAGCACACGGUGGCCAAAGUGCAGCUGCACGUACUGAGUAGCGAAACCGUCCACGCGGUGCUUUUCCAGUCAGAGGCUCCUGCCCCUUCUGCGGCAGCCAUGCGAGCCGGCCUGCCGGGCACCCUCAGCUCCCACUACCAUGACCUGGUGCAGCUGCUCACCCAGCCUGAGAUGGGACUCAUUAACCAGUACUGCCAGGGCUACUGGCGGCACGUGGCCUCCAGCCACAAGGAGACUCUGGCUGGGCUCAAAGCCAAGGAGCUGCAUGACCAGAAGAAGCCCCGGAAUCGCCGGAACCACCAGCCAGAUACGGAUCAACACACAUGAAACUGACCAAGGGACUAUGUAAUGACAAUGCUUUAUUCCCCCCAUUUUAAUAUUAAAAAAUAUCUAUAAAUAUAUAUAUAUAAAUAUAUAUAUAU